Arabidopsis lyrata subsp. lyrata is the source of this 822-nucleotide messenger RNA. Its product is annotated as S-locus-specific glycoprotein S13. The record is from RefSeq and is a predicted model, not a curated record. NCBI's taxonomy places the organism in Eukaryota, Viridiplantae, Streptophyta, Magnoliopsida, Brassicales, Brassicaceae.
UUUACUCAAGUUGAAAAGUCAAGCAAUGUGGAAAUUCAAAUUUGAUUGUCGACUGAACUUUUGUCUACAGUCUACAGAGUAUAACAUGUGAAAUAUGAAUCGAAACUUUUCUCUUCGUCUUAACAAAAAAAAAAAAAAAAUUAUGAAUUGAAAGAGAGGAUGAGGGUACUUUUUCUCUUCGUCUUAGUUCUUCAGCUUUCUUCUAAAUAUGAAUCGAAACUUUUUUCGACAGAGCCGUUUAAGAUAUCUACUCGAAGAAACAUCUUGUCCUCAACUUUGCAUUGGUAUCUCGGCGUAUGGCACCAUAUGUUUCCUCAGGAAGUGGUAUGGGUUGCGAAUAGAGACAGCCCACUCUCCAAGCCCAACGGAACCCUCGAAAUCUUGGAUAACAACCUCGUCCUCCUUGAUCAACACGGUACCCGUGUCUGGUGGACCAAUGUGACCAGCACAAAUCUCAUGAAAUCGCUAGUGACUGGAGAGCUUCUCGACAGCGGAAACUUUGUAUUGAGAUACAUCAACAACGACGACUCUGCUAGAGUUUUGUGGCAGAGCUUUGAUUUUCCGACAGAUGUUUCCGGUAUGAAAUUUGGCUGGGAUGCCAAAUCAAACAUAAACAGAGUUUUGAAAUCUUGGAGAAGCCUUAGUGAUCCUUCUCCCGGGGAAUACACAUACGGAGUUGAACGUCAUGAGCUCGCGCAAAGUUUCAUUCGGAAGAAAGGUGUGCCAACAUUCCGGAGUGACCCAUGGAAGACAAAAAAUGACGUAGAAUAUGAAAGUGGAAAUUUAACCUACACGACAUACCGCAUUACCGUGUAAAAGUCU